AUGGCUGUAGCUUCUGUUUCAAAUCCAUUACCUGUUAGCCUCCAUGUCUCAAUCUCUGUGAACCCCAGUUUUCAGACAUGUGAAAUAGAUAUGUUGGGAGACUCCUGCUGGGAGCUGUGGGGUGAGGUGGCCAGGGAUGGAUACCAGGGAGGACCUGUAGUCCAUGCCCCACCCUGCGAGCCUAAUGCUCCGUCUCUCUGUGUCCCCUGCUCCAGUGGCUUCUCCUCGGUGGUAGCUCUGGGCGCGAGCAUCAUCUGUAACAAGAUCCCAGGCCUGGCUCCCAGACAGCGGGCGAUCUGCCAGAGCCGGCCGGACGCCAUCAUCGUCAUAGGAGAAGGCUCACAAAUGGGCCUGGACGAGUGUCAGUUUCAGUUCCGCAAUGGCCGCUGGAACUGCUCCGCGCUGGGGGAGCGCACCGUCUUCGGGAAGGAGCUCAAAGUGGGGAGCCGGGAGGCCGCCUUCACCUACGCCAUCAUCGCUGCCGGUGUGGCCCAUGCCAUCACAGCUGCCUGCACCCAGGGCAACCUAAGUGACUGUGGCUGCGACAAGGAGAAGCAAGGCCAGUACCACCGGGAUGAGGGCUGGAAGUGGGGUGGCUGCUCGGCCGACAUCCGCUACGGCAUCGGCUUUGCCAAGGUCUUCGUGGAUGCCCGGGAGAUCAAGCAGAACGCCAGGACGCUCAUGAACCUGCACAACAAUGAGGCGGGCCGGAAGAUUCUGGAGGAGAACAUGAAGCUGGAGUGUAAGUGCCACGGCGUGUCAGGUUCCUGCACCACCAAGACCUGCUGGACCACGCUGCCACAGUUCAGAGAACUGGGCUACGUGCUCAAGGACAAGUACCACGAGGCUGUGCACGUAGAGCCGGUGCGCGCCAGCCGCAACAAGCGGCCCACCUUCCUGAAGAUCAAGAAGCCACUGUCAUACCGCAAGCCCAUGGACACGGACCUGGUGUACAUCGAGAAGUCACCCAACUACUGUGAGGAGGACCCAGUGACGGGCAGCGUGGGCACGCAGGGCCGCAUCUGCAACAAGACAGCCCGCCAGGCCAGUGGCUGUGACCUCAUGUGCUGUGGCCGUGGCUACAACACUCACCAGUACGCACGGGUGUGGCAGUGUAACUGCAAAUUCCACUGGUGCUGCUAUGUCAAGUGCAACACCUGCAGCGAGCACACCGAGGUGUACACGUGCAAGUGAGCACAAGACCACACUGCAUGCGCCCUCAAGUCAGGUCCACUGUGGGGAGGACCAGUGUCCAGCUGCACUUACCCUGCAGGUCACUUCCCAGAUCUCCAUAGGGAACUGCAGGAAUGCUGAGCUUGUCUUUCCUGCUGUGGAGGAACCUGCACAGUUUCCUGCAGACACUUUGGGGAAAGGGCUCUCCAGAGCCCCUAAGCAUUCUAGUCCAUUCCCAGCCUGCUCCGCCCUACCCCAGACACUGCCUGGGCCUCCUCGCUGCAGCAGAGCCUUGCACAGCAGGAACCCUGGAUCCUUGGGCCUCAUCAUAGCAAUAUUUAACAAUUUUGAUUUAAAAAAUAAUAUUAAUUUAUUUAAUUAAAAAGAAUCCUUCCACCUCA
Messenger RNA from Myotis lucifugus (little brown bat), 1574 nucleotides. RefSeq names its product Wnt family member 7A (gene WNT7A). Gene Ontology annotation, biological process: neuron differentiation; canonical Wnt signaling pathway; cell fate commitment. Gene Ontology annotation, cellular component: extracellular region. Gene Ontology annotation, molecular function: frizzled binding; cytokine activity. Bases 1 to 1194 code for a protein of 397 amino acids. NCBI's taxonomy places the organism in Eukaryota, Metazoa, Chordata, Mammalia, Chiroptera, Vespertilionidae. The record is from RefSeq and is a predicted model, not a curated record. The transcript has 4 exons.